CAACAUUUGAUUGUUGCUUUUGAUUUCACCAUUUUGAUUUCAUGGUGAUUUUAACCGUACAGCCAGCGGAACGUUUAAUAGGAACCAUGUACACGCGAGCCUGUUUCCGCCCGGAGGUGUGAGUGUGAGCCCAUAAGAAGCAAGGACCGCCACACGCCAUUGUAUGAAUUUGUUGCAUUCAAGUCCUUUUCGUUUAAUUUUAUUAAUAAUUUAUGCACCGUUAGAUUUAACAGUCCACUGUUAAAUCAUCGACUCCCGAUUUUAAGGAAAAACGUUUUAAUCACAAGUAAGGACAUGGCAACAGAUUCGUGGGCCCAGGCUGUUGAUGAACAAGAAGCCGCUGCGGAAUCGAUAAGCAGCUUACAAAUAAAUGAAAAAGAGGACAAGCCGAAAGCUGAAGCAAAUGGAGCAAAGACAGAAGGAACCGACAAUAAACCUGAGGAAGAUGAUAAAGACGACAAGGCAGCGCAGUCACUGUUGAAUAAACUGAUCCGCAGUAAUCUAGUGAACACCACCAAUCAAGUGGAAGUCCUCCAGAGGGAUCCGAACUCUCCGCUGUACUCGGUCAAGUCGUUCGAAGAGCUGCGAUUAAAACCUCAGCUGUUGCAAGGAGUGUACGCCAUGGGUUUCAACAGGCCCUCCAAAAUCCAGGAGACCGCCUUACCCAUGAUGCUCGCAGAACCUCCACAGAAUCUCAUCGCUCAGUCUCAGUCAGGCACGGGGAAAACGGCGGCCUUUGUCCUGGCCAUGUUAAGUCACGUGGACCCUGAAAACAAAUGGCCUCAGUGUCUGUGUGUGUCUCCCACGUAUGAGCUGGCUCUGCAGACCGGCAAGGUCAUCGAGCAGAUGGGGAAGUUUUACCCGGAAGUCCAACUAGUGUAUGCCAUCAGAGGAAACAAAUUGGAGCGGGGAACAAGACUACAGGAACAGGUCGUGAUUGGCACUCCGGGGACUGUUUUGGACUGGUGCCAAAAGCUUAAAUUCAUCGACCCCAAGAAGAUCAAGGUGUUUGUGCUGGACGAGGCUGAUGUCAUGAUCGCUACACAGGGCCAUCAAGACCAGAGCAUUCGCAUCCAGAGGAUGCUUCCUAAAACUUGCCAGAUGCUCCUGUUCUCGGCCACAUUUGAAGAAACCGUGUGGAACUUUGCGAAGAGGAUCGUUCCUGACCCCAACAUUAUUAAACUGAAGCGUGAGGAGGAGACUCUGGACACCAUCAAGCAAUAUUACGUCAUCUGCAACAGCAAGGAGGAGAAGUUCCAGGCUUUGUGCAACAUCUAUGGAGCCAUUACUAUCGCACAGGCCAUGAUCUUCUGCCACACCAGGAAAACGGCCGGCUGGCUGGCAGGAGAGCUGUCCAGAGAAGGCCACCAGGUGGCGCUGCUCAGCGGAGAGAUGCAGGUGGAGCAGAGGGCAGCGGUCAUCGAGCGGUUCCGUGACGGCAAGGAGAAAGUCCUUGUUACCACUAAUGUCUGUGCUAGAGGUAUUGAUGUGGAGCAAGUUUCAGUGGUCAUCAACUUCGAUCUGCCUGUGGAUAAGGAUGGCAACCCUGACAACGAGACGUAUUUGCACAGAAUCGGGCGCACGGGGAGGUUCGGCAAGAGAGGGUUGGCGAUCAACAUGGUGGACAGCAGAUUUAGCAUGAACAUCCUCAACCGCAUCCAGGAGCACUUCAAUAAGAAAAUCGAGAAGCUGGACACGGAUGAUUUGGACGAAAUCGAGAAGAUCGCUAACUGAGCGUCCGUCUCUGUUCUUCUGAUAGGACUGUGCUCAGAGAGGCUGGAAGCGCUGUGCCAGAGAGGAUGUUUACAUGUGCAGCAGUUUUAUCUCAGAUGGUGUUUUUAAUCUUGUUUCACUCUUUGUACUUCUUAAUAAAUUUUGAAUGUGUAUUCUUAACAAACGUGUAGGAGGAUGAGCGGCCCGGGGGACCGACACAAGGAUCAUGCCUUUCAAUAUUAACCAUUGCGUCAUGCACCUUUUAAACAGCCUGCCUUCACAACAAGUGUGGAAGAAAUUACACUGACUGUUAUAUUGGUUUUUAAUAUGGGAUUCCAAACCAUGGACUUUUAUUUUGUAUUAAAGUAUACAUUGUUGUAUGUCUUGGAAAAAAAUUUUUGGUCAAGUAUAUUUGUGUUGUAUGCUACAUUUGAUUUUGUGACAGUCACAAUGCAGGGUUUGUUCAAUCAUGAGAGAUUGCUGUAAUCGUGUUCGUCAAUACUCAAUCAAUACCUCACGACGUAAAACUUUUCCACUGAAAGUAUGCUGGCUGUUAUUGGCUUUGAAUUAAAAGGAAAAAGAUGCCAAAGUCAUUUUGUUAGUCUAAAAUCAUAAAAAAGCCAAAGAUUUGUGCCUCCAUUGGGUUCGUCAGUACUCGAUUCAACUUUGAAUAAUGCAUGGUCUAUUCAUUGUGAUGAUCUUGUCAUGUAUAUUUAAUAAGUACAAAGAGUGAAAUAGUUGGCAUGUUCAACAGAUGCAGUGUAAUGAGAGCAGUUAUGUGUGAUCCCCAUCUGCAUUGAACUGUAAGCGAUCAGGUUUGUAACCGCAGAAGGCUGUGCCACAUUCCCAUUUACAGCCGCCUUAAACAUGUCAAAGGCAUCUACAAUCUCACUGCAUACUUCAGGGUAGACAUAGGAAAUGAUUUUAUAUUAUGGAAUGUUUUAAUUGAACCAACCGACACUGUACUCGGCUACAUUAUACACGUAUAUGCGUUGGGGUAAAGUGUGUCAGUCGCAUCUUUGAAGGGAAGACUAUUUGAUGAUGAGAUACUACAUCGAUCAAUCUAAUGCCUUGUUCAUCUGUCUCAGUUUGGUUCAAGCUGUCAAUCAUAUUUGACAUAUUAAAUAGAGGGUUUUAUUUUUGGGGCAUUUUUUUUCUUGUGAACAAGUCUGAUAAAUGAAAGGACUGUAGAAACCAACACAGAAACCUGGUGUUGCAUCAGAUAAUAAAUGGAGUCAUCUAUAUCAAACACA
This is a messenger RNA of Pimephales promelas (fathead minnow), 2966 nucleotides long. It is a transcript of the gene ddx19b, whose product is annotated as DEAD-box helicase 19b. Gene Ontology annotation, molecular function: RNA helicase activity; ATP binding; nucleic acid binding. The record is from RefSeq and is a predicted model, not a curated record. NCBI's taxonomy places the organism in Eukaryota, Metazoa, Chordata, Actinopteri, Cypriniformes, Leuciscidae.